AUGUAUGAACUUAUUGUUGAUAACGAUUCGAUUAAUGAAGAUAUUGGUUUACAAGAUUCCACUUCCUCAAAUAGGGAUGAUCAAGAAAUUGAAGUAACUUCUGAAGAACAAGUUGUAGCUACAAGCGAAGAAAGUGAAAACGAUGAAUUUGUUCAACCAACAUCACCAAAAUUGAUGAAUAAAAAAGGAUCAGAUGAUUUAGACUUGAAAGAACUACAAAAAGAAGAAAGGAAACAAAGAAAAAUAAGGAAUGAUUUUGUUCAACAGAAUAGUAGCAUCUUUACGUUUGCACGAUCAUGUCCAAAUUGUAAAAAAAGCUUUAAUUCAGCAUUAGUCACCAAGAAAGUUAGACACUUUAAAAUUUGUUGUAACUCUAAUAAUCGUUGGAUAGAUGAUGUGGUUUUAGAAAGAAUGAUAGAAGAUUUGAGGUUCAGAUUUAGACCAAUGGAAAAACGUAAACAAGAAGCUAUUGAUUAUGAUAUUGAGAUGUCAGAAGAUUUAAAAACGAAGGAGAUUUAUCAUUAUUUUCCCGUAACAUCAAAAAAUAACAAAAAUGGUUCGAGUAUUAGUAAAGUAAAGAGAAAAGUAAAUAAUGUGGAAGAUUCUCGUGACCUUCCGUCGAAAGAUCAUCAAUCUUCAAAGAAGAACCCCAAUAAGAAAAAAGUUAAAGCGAAGGCUGAUGAUGUUGCCAGAAAAUAA
Molecule: messenger RNA, 699 nt
Organism: Funneliformis geosporum
Lineage: Eukaryota; Fungi; Glomeromycota; Glomeromycetes; Glomerales; Glomeraceae
Source: the annotation of a GenBank genome assembly